GGAACUUGUUGAACAAAGGGACUGUGGUGUAUUGAGUAAAACUGCAAGAUCCAAGGACAGAAACUAAGAAACACAAUAUGACCCUGAUAUGCAGGGGCUGAAGCAAGAUAUUUUAGUAAAUCAUUUUGGAAGGUCAUCUUUUGCAGCUGUUGCUGUUUUUAAAGAAGCAUUUGUCGAUGAAGGGAGAAAUUUGUGAACCCAUCACCAACCAUUCCAAGGCUUUGAUUGGCAAGAAUGCCAUCUUCAACACGUAAAGGGGCAGUGAGAGAUCCAGAGGUUUCAGAACUGUUCUUUAAAGAGGACCCAGAGGAACUUUUUGUUGACCUGCAUGAAAUUGGACAUGGAAGCUUUGGAGCUGUUUACUUUGCCAGAAAUGCGCGCACAUCUGAGGUGGUGGCAGUCAAGAAGAUGUCCUAUAGUGGUAAACAAAUAACAGAGAAAUGGCAAGACAUUAUCAAAGAAGUAAAAUUUCUCCGCCAGCUCAAACAUCCAAAUACUAUUGAAUACAAAGGUUGUUAUCUAAAGGAACACACUGCCUGGAUGGUUAUGGAAUACUGCCUCGGAUCAACUUCUGAUUUACUGGAAGUUCACAAAAAACCACUUCAGGAAGUGGAAAUUGCUGCCAUUACCCAUGGUGCCUUGCAGGGGCUGGCCUACCUGCAUUCUCAUAAUUUGAUACACAGAGAUAUAAAGGCAGGAAACAUUUUAUUAACUGAACCAGGGCAAGUCAAACUGGCUGAUUUUGGAUCUGCCUCUAUAGUAUCUCCUGCUAACUCGUUUGUAGGGACGCCUUACUGGAUGGCGCCAGAAGUGAUCCUUGCAAUGGAUGAAGGACAAUAUGAUGGAAAAGUAGAUGUCUGGUCUCUUGGGAUAACAUCCAUUGAACUUGCUGAACGCAAGCCACCUUUGUUCAACAUGAACGCAAUGAGUGCCUUAUAUCACAUUGCCCAGAAUGAAUCUCCAACACUUCAAUCAAAUGAGUGGUCUCACUUUUUUAGAAAUUUUGUGGAUUACUGCCUGCAGAAGAUUCCACAAGAUCGACCAACAUCAUUGGAGCUUCUGCGGCAUGAUUUUGUUCGCCGGGAGCAUCCACAAAGAGUUCUUUGUGACCUUAUUGCAAGAACAAAAGAUGCCGUUCGAGAACUGGAUAAUCUUCAAUAUAGAAAAAUGAAAAAGAUUCUUUUUCAAGAAACUCGCAAUGGACCAACAACAGAAUCACAGGAGGAAGAGGAGGACAGUGAGCAUGGUGCAGGCUUAGGUAGUAAAGUAGAUAGCCUGGGAAGUAAUCAGUCCAUUCCUAGUAUGUCGAUCAGCACAGGCAGCCAGAAUAGCAGUGUUAACAGUCUGCAUGAAGUCUUUGAUGAUAGCUCAGAGAUCGCCAUGAUGCAUGAUGGUGAUAACACCUUGCAGUCUAAUGUCUCCGUCAUCCACAGAAAGCAGGAUCAUGUAUUCAUAAGGGAUGAAGCAGGCCAGAAAGACAUCAGGCCUGAUCUGCGGCCUACACCAUCUCUCCAUAGUCAGGCCUCUCUCCUUAAGAACCGAGAGCAUUUUGCUACAAUCAGAACAGCAUCUCUGGUGGUAGAAGUUGAGGCUUUGGAAGGUUCCAAAGAUAUGUUGGCUAUGGAGCUACAGAUAAAGAAGCAGUUUCAAGACACAUGUAAAGUCCAAACAAAACAGUACAAAGCACUGAGGAACCACCAGCUGGAGGUAACUCCAAAAAGUGACCAUAAAAUGGUCCUAAAAGCACUUAAAGAGGAACAAACAAGGAAACUGGCCAUCCUGGCAGAACAGUAUGAACAAAGUAUCAAUGAGAUGAUGGCCUCACAGGCGCUGCGGCUAGACGAGGCUCAGGAAGCAGAGUGCCAAGCUCUGAAACAUCAGCUUCAGCAGGAAAUGGAGUUACUUAAUGCCUAUCAGAGUAAAAUUAAGAUGCAGACUGAAGCACAACAUGAGCGAGAGCUUCAGAAAUUGGAGCAGCUGGUGUCACUGCGCAGAGCACGCCUUGAACAAAAGAUUGAAGAGGAACUGGCUGCACUUCAGAAGGAACGCACUGAAAGAAUACGAAGUUUAUUGGAAAGACAAGGGCGGGAAAUUGAAAGCUUUGACAUGGAAAGUCUCAGACUUGGGUUUGGAAAUCUGGUUACAUUGGACUAUCCCAAGGAAGACUAUAGAUGAAAAACAUUGCCAUUACCUUGCCCAGGUAUUCUAAUUAUGGGCUCACUUAUUGAGGGCAGACAUCACCUCUGGACUAGUGCCUCUACAGUCCUUAAAUUUCCUUAUAAUCAGGGCCCCAUUGUUAAUGUUAACAAGAACGCUGACCAUUUGUUGGUCAUCUUUUAAAAUGACACAGUAUUGAUAUAUGUGCAAUCAUACUUUUUGUGAAAUUGGAAGGCAGGAUGUACAUCGCUUAUAUGAUCAUGCAUUACAAAUAAUUUGUAAAUCUGUGCAGAAAGACAAAUGUUAUAUCUGCAGCCUUAUCUUACUCGCUGCUAGCUUUCUUUCGGUAUUUAUUCAUCAGGAAAUUUUAUUAAGAUUGAAUAAUUUGAUACAAAAGAAUUUGAUGUACAUGUCGAUCAUACAAAGUGCUUCUGGGAAAUAGAGUUUUAAAAAGAAAUGCUGGCAAGGGUAUCCUGGCCCAGUGUUAAUCAUAUAUAUAUAUAAAAUCAUUUUCUGCUGUGGCAGAUGAUGUGCAUACUGUAUGUGAAUCCUGGGACCCAAGUAGCACAAUAGGGCCAAGGCACUAUCACAUAUAUUGUAUAGAUGGAAUUCAGGAGAGCUUUUACUUAUUUUCAUAAAGUAUUUUAAUGGUUCCUCAAAUUAAUUUUUUAAUGAUUUUUCGUUCAGUAUAUGGAAGUAAAUCUGGCUGUCAGUGGGAUCUUCUAAUAGAAUUUUCCAUCUAGACCAUAAAUGUUGCUUACUCAUACUACAAGCUGUGUAUUUUCUUAUGAAACAAACCAGUAAGAUGCUUUACUAUUGCAUGCACUCCAGUUUUUUUUCAGGUAAAAUAGCAUGACCGUCAAAGCAAAAGUAAGCUUUUAAUCAUAUUUGUAAAUAAAAGUGCUCACCACA
Carcharodon carcharias (great white shark) is the source of this 3069-nucleotide messenger RNA. It is a transcript of the gene taok3a, whose product is annotated as TAO kinase 3a. The record is from RefSeq and is a predicted model, not a curated record. The transcript has 18 exons. The coding region runs from base 235 to 2175 and encodes 646 amino acids. Gene Ontology annotation, biological process: protein phosphorylation; execution phase of apoptosis. Gene Ontology annotation, molecular function: protein kinase activity; ATP binding. NCBI's taxonomy places the organism in Eukaryota, Metazoa, Chordata, Chondrichthyes, Lamniformes, Lamnidae.